Molecule: messenger RNA, 1314 nt
Organism: Panthera uncia (snow leopard)
Lineage: Eukaryota; Metazoa; Chordata; Mammalia; Carnivora; Felidae
Gene: GFAP
Product: glial fibrillary acidic protein
Exons: 8
Coding region: 1-1296 (431 amino acids)
Biological process (GO): intermediate filament organization; regulation of chaperone-mediated autophagy
Cellular component (GO): cell projection; intermediate filament; cytoplasm
Molecular function (GO): structural constituent of cytoskeleton
Source: RefSeq, a predicted model, not a curated record
AUGGAGAGGAGACGGGUCACCUCAGCCGCUCGCCGCUCCUACGUCUCCUCCUCGGAGAUGGUGGGGGGAGCCCUGGCCUCCGGCCGCCGUCUGGGGCCGGGCACCCGCGUCUCCCUGGCUCGGAUGCCGCUUCCACUCCCGGCCCGGGUGGACUUCUCCCUGGCCGGGGCCCUCAACACCGGCUUCAAGGAGACCCGGGCCAGUGAGCGGGCAGAGAUGAUGGAGCUCAAUGACCGCUUCGCCAGCUACAUUGAGAAGGUGCGCUUCCUGGAGCAGCAGAACAAGGCGCUGGCUGCGGAGCUGAACCAGCUGCGGGCCAAGGAGCCCACCAAGCUGGCCGACGUCUACCAGGCUGAGCUGCGGGAGCUAAGGUUUCGGCUCGACCAACUCACCGCCAACAGCGCCCGGCUCGAGGUCGAGAGAGACAAUCUGGCGCAGGACCUGGGCACCCUGAGGCAGAAGCUCCAGGAUGAAACCAACCUGAGGCUGGAGGCCGAAAACAACCUGGCCACCUAUCGACAGGAGGCAGAUGAAGCCACCCUAGCCCGUCUGGAUCUGGAGAGGAAGAUUGAAUCUCUGGAGGAGGAAAUCCGGUUUUUGAGGAAGAUCCAUGAGGAGGAGGUGCAGGAACUUCAGGAGCAGCUGGCCCGGCAGCAGAUCCAUGUGGAGAUGGACGUAGCCAAGCCGGACCUCACGGCAGCCCUGAGAGAGAUCCGCACGCAGUACGAGGCAAUGGCGGCCAGCAACAUGCAUGAGGCAGAGGAGUGGUAUCGGUCCAAGUUUGCAGACCUGACCGACGCCGCAGCGCGCAACGCUGAGCUGCUCCGCCAGGCCAAGCACGAAGCCAACGACUACCGGCGCCAGCUACAGGCCUUGACCUGUGACCUGGAGUCCUUGCGCGGCACAAACGAGUCCUUGGAGAGGCAGAUGCGGGAGCAGGAUGAGCGCCACGCGCGGGAGGCGGCAAGUUACCAGGAGGCACUGACCCGGCUGGAGGAGGAGGGGCAGAGCCUCAAAGACGAGAUGGCACGGCAUCUGCAGGAGUACCAGGACCUGCUGAACGUCAAGCUGGCCCUGGACAUCGAGAUCGCCACCUACAGGAAGCUGCUGGAGGGCGAGGAGAACCGCAUCACUAUUCCCGUGCAGACCUUCUCCAACCUGCAGAUCCGAGGGGGCAAAAGCACCAAAGAAGGGGAAAGUCACAAGGUCACAAGACAUCUCAAAAGGCUCACAAUACAAGUUAUACCAAUACAGGCUCACCAGAUUGUAAAUGGAGCCCCGCCGGCUCUCGGUUAGCAGCCUGCCUCUCAGACA